CACGUAUUAUGUAUAUGAUAUUUUCCGACAGAUGGGAUUGUUCUAUGUUGAGGUAGAAAUGGCCAUAUCAGAUGAAUUCCAAGAGUUUUGUGUGCUUGAAUGCUCAGGAUGCAAACAGAAGAAGCGCACAAAGGAUAGAAAGGCUUUUGAAUGUCCAAAAUGCAAUCGUAAAACAGCAUUAGUGCCUCGGUGUAUCUUUCAAAUUGAUCUUAUUGAUGGUACUGCUACACCCACAUCAUCUAUCUCUGCUGAAUUGGGAGAAAAAUUACUCUCCAUGACAGCGGAAGACAUAUUUGACAUAACUUGCGCUAAGGUGAUCUCUCAUUCCCGCUGGCUACUUGUACACAUGUAUUGUCACAAUACCAUAUAUCUUGAGCAGAAAUAGUUUAGCAU
Solanum tuberosum (potato) is the source of this 393-nucleotide messenger RNA. RefSeq lists its product as uncharacterized. Lineage: Eukaryota; Viridiplantae; Streptophyta; Magnoliopsida; Solanales; Solanaceae. Bases 32 to 385 code for a protein of 117 amino acids. The record is from RefSeq and is a predicted model, not a curated record. The transcript is spliced from 2 exons.